This is a messenger RNA of Penicillium argentinense, 1647 nucleotides long. It is a transcript of the gene aspE, whose product is annotated as septin. Gene Ontology annotation, molecular function: GTPase activity; GTP binding; molecular adaptor activity. Gene Ontology annotation, cellular component: cell division site; microtubule cytoskeleton; cytosol. The transcript has 2 exons. The coding region runs from base 1 to 1647 and encodes 548 amino acids. The record is from RefSeq and is a predicted model, not a curated record. Gene Ontology annotation, biological process: cytoskeleton-dependent cytokinesis. NCBI's taxonomy places the organism in Eukaryota, Fungi, Ascomycota, Eurotiomycetes, Eurotiales, Aspergillaceae.
AUGGCGACGCCGACUUCCUCGCGCGCACCUUCCGAUGCGCAACCUUCGGAGAACGGCCAGUCCCUCAACGCGCGCCGCACCUCGCUCGGCUUCCUUCGUCGUUCCAAAUCCACCGAACCCCUCGGCGAACGCAAAGUCUCCGGCUCCCGCAAGAAAAUGUCCAAGGCCCAGGCCAUGGAGGAGGAAAUGCGCCGUCAGCGCGAGUCCUACGCCCCCAAGAUCGCCCCGCGCUUGCCCGAUCUGUCGCCUGCCCCCCAGCUCGAGACCUUUGGAGGCGAAGAGCGCGAUACCCUGGGCGCGCCGCCGCCGAUGCCUCGUCCCCAGUCUGGCUUUGCGGCCCCUCCCUCCGCCAUCGAGCCCAUCGAUCCCUAUGCUCGCACCGAAAGCAUGACCCAUCGCGGCCGCUACAGCUACGCCAGCAGUGCCGUCAGCACGGUCAACAGUCCCCGCCGGGUCCGCCGUCGCAAGGACCCCACUCCAUACAAUGUUCUGGUCGUGGGAGCCCGUAACUCCGGCAAGACCUCGUUCCUCAACUUUCUCCGCAAGUCGUUGACGAUGCCCCCGCAUAAGCACCCCUCACGCACCCCCGAAGAGCUGGAGGAGCUGGAGAGCCAGACCUCCGCCUACGAAGGAUUCACCUCGCAGUACCUGGAGACCGAGAUCGACGGCGAGCGGGUCGGGCUGACCCUCUGGGACUCCAACGGUCUGGAGCGCAACAUUGCGGACCUGCAGAUGCGCGCCGUGACCGGGUUCCUGGAGAGCAAGUUCGAGGAGACCCUCGCGGAGGAGAUGAAGGUGGUGCGCUCCCCCGGUGCCCGUGACACCCACAUCCAUUGCACGUUCUUGCUCUUGGACCCCGUCCGUCUGGACGAGAACAUUGCUGCGGCGGAGCGCGCCGCCAAUGGCACCCCGAAGGCCACCGAUAGCCCUGUUCUGGGCGUCCUGGACCAGAACCUGGAUCUGCAGGUGCUGCGCACCAUCCUGGGCAAGACUACUGUGGUCCCGGUCAUCAGCAAGGCCGACACCAUUACCUCCGUCCACAUGGAAUACCUUCGCAAGGCGGUCUGGAACAGCCUGAAGAAGGCCAACAUCGACCCGCUCGAAAUCCUGACUCUGGAGGGCGAAGAGGACGAGUACACCUCAUCGGAGAGCGCGGACGAGGCCUCUCUGGGCGAGCAGGAGGAGACCGCCGCUGCCGAACCGCCGACCACCUCCGACGCCAGCGCCAACCCCGAGACCGAGGCUGAAACCCAGGAGGAGGCCUCCGCCGUGCCAGUCCCCAAGUCGCCGUCGCAGCGCAGUGCCAGCACGCGUGCCUCGCAGCAGACGGUCAACCCGCACGUCCCCUUCUCGAUCCUGUCGCCGGACCCGCACUCGCUGGCGUCGGGCGAAGAGCCGAUCGGCCGGCGCUUCCCUUGGGGCUUCGCGGACCCGUACAACGCGGAGCACUGCGACUUUGUGCGCCUGAAGGACUCUGUGUUCAGCGAGUGGCGGUCGGAACUGCGCGAGGCCAGUCGCGUGGUGUGGUACGAACGUUGGCGCACCAACCGACUCAACCGCAACGGGCAGCCGGCGCGGCCUGCGCAGGCCAAGUCGUAUGGCGGUCGCACGGGACCGAGUUCCUAUGAUGGGCGUCGCACGCGAUGA